AUGAACGAUUUAAUUGAAGAAUGCCUAAAUAAAGAAAAUAUCAAAAUUUAUGAAUAUUCUUGUUUCAAGGAUGUUAGAUUCAUUGGAGAAGGGGCAUACGGAAAAGUACAACGCGCUACUCUCAAAAGUGAUGGAGUUAUUGUCGCAUUAAAAUCAUUUAAAAAUAUUGUGGAUAACGAGGAAAUUGUUAAAGAGCAUUCAAACAAUAUACUUGUUCAUCAAAAGUGUAUUAAGCUUUCAGACUUUGGGCUUUCAAAGAGAUUAGAUGAGGCGACAAAUUCAAAACAAAAAUGUUGCGGGGUUUUUGCAUAUAUGGAUCCACAGAGUUUUAACUUUUUAAGUACCAAUGAUGAACAAACUAUGAGUAGAAUUGGCCCAUAUACCCAGCAAAUUCGGCAAGUUCCUUUAAGCCUGCAAGAUUCAAGUACCAAUGGUGAACAAGUUAUAAAUAGAAUUGGUCCAGAUAUCCAGCAUGCUCAUCAAGUCCCUAUAAAUACCAAUGGUGAACAAACUAUAAAUAGAAACAUUGUCACAAGCCACAGAAUAACAACCCUAAUAUCACGAAAAAAUGGUGCAUCCGGAAAAUGUAUGUCAGAUUGGUGCGCCGCAAUGGCGGUAGAAAUUAGAUUUUCUGAAGAAAUACAUCAUAUUCUCGUUAAUGCUGGAUAUUUUAAAGAUUAG
Dentiscutata erythropus is the source of this 681-nucleotide messenger RNA. NCBI's taxonomy places the organism in Eukaryota, Fungi, Glomeromycota, Glomeromycetes, Diversisporales, Gigasporaceae. The record is from the annotation of a GenBank genome assembly.